Fibroporia radiculosa is the source of this 297-nucleotide messenger RNA. RefSeq lists its product as uncharacterized. The coding region runs from base 1 to 297 and encodes 98 amino acids. The record is from RefSeq and is a predicted model, not a curated record. NCBI's taxonomy places the organism in Eukaryota, Fungi, Basidiomycota, Agaricomycetes, Polyporales, Fibroporiaceae. The transcript has 3 exons.
AUGGCAUCCGUCACUAUCCUUGUCACCCUCCUCCUCAUCAGCUGGUUCCCCACUGCCUUCCUCAUCCUUAUCCUCAUCCUUGCUGUCUUCUUUCUAAAGGAGAUGUACACAUUCAAGGCCAAUAAUGGAACACAAGUAACGUCCUCUGUUGAACUAACUCCCACACCUUUCACUGACCUACUUAGUGCCCUUCUGGGCUUCUUCCUCACCACCCUCCUAUCCGUCCUCGCCCUUGCCCUCAUUGUCCCCCUCACCCUUCAUCUUACCAUCCAACAUCUCAAACGGGAACACCAGUAG